AGCGGCAGACGGCGACUACGUCCGCCGAGACGCGCGGCGUCUUGCUCCUCAGCGCAGCGCUCGGGGUCCUGCGUUCGGAGCCUGCCCCUGGCUUCUGGGCUGCGGGGCCUGGAAGGAGCUGACCGAGGCGGCUCGAGAGCUAUCCCGGGCGCGCAGCGUCCCCGGGGUCAUCCCACGCAGCACCAUGUCCUGGAUGUUCAAGAGGGAUCCUGUUUGGAAGUAUUUGCAGACUGUCCAGUAUGGAGUUCAUGGAAAUUUUCCACGCCUCUCAUAUCCAACUUUCUUUCCACGUUUUGAAUUCCAAGAUAUUAUUCCUCCAGACGACUUCCUAACUAGUGAUGAAGAACUAGAUUCAGUUUUAUUUGGAACUUUGAGAGGUCAUGUAGUUGGACUACGCUAUUACACAGGAGUAGUUAACAAUAAUGAAAUGGUUGCAUUACAACGAGAACCUAAUAACCCCUAUGAUAAGAAUGCCAUUAAAGUAAACAAUGUGAAUGGAAAUCAGGUUGGGCAUUUAAAGAAAGAUCUGGCAGCUGCUUUGGCCUAUAUCAUGGACAACAAAUUGGCACAAGUGGAAGGGGUAGUUCCUUUUGGUGCAAACAAUGCUUUUACCAUGCCUCUGCAUAUGACUUUUUGGGGAAAAGAAGAAAAUAGAAAAGCAGUUUUAGAUCAGUUGAAGAAACAUGGAUUUAAAUUGGGCCCUGCACCAAAAUCUGUGGGAUUCAGUUUGGAAAGUAGUUGGGGCUCUGGAAGAGCUGGACCGAGCUACAGUGUGCCAGUUCAUGCUGCAGUGCAGAUGACGACUGAACAGCUUAAAACAGAAUUUGACAAAUUAUUUGAAGAUUUAAAAGAAGAUGAUAAAACUCAUGAAAUGGAACCAGCUGAGGCUGUUGAAACACUGUUGCUUCCUCAUCAAAAACAAGCUCUGGCUUGGAUGAUAUCCCGGGAGAACAGUCAAGAGCUCCCGCCAUUCUGGGAGCAGCGAGAUGACUUGUACUAUAACACAAUAACAAAUUUUUCUGAGAAAGACCGACCAGAAAAUGUCCAUGGAGGAAUUUUAGCUGAUGACAUGGGUUUGGGUAAAACUCUUACAGCCAUUGCAGUAAUCCUUACCAACUUCCAUGAUGGCAGACCUCUUCCUGUUGAGAGAAUUAAAAAGAAUCAACUAAAGAAGGAAUGUAAGGAAUGUAAUGUUAAAGAUGAGUCUGAGAAACUUGGAGGAAACAGUUCCAGUGAAAAAGCAGAUGGGCAAAGCAAAGAAAGAUCUAGAUGUAGUGAAGAACCCAGUAUUUCACAUAUCAAGGAGAAGAAUAAGUGUUCCACGUCAGAAUUGUCUAGCUCUCGCCCCAAAAGAAGAAAACUUACUGUCCAGUAUGUGGAAAGCAGUGAUUCAGAGGAAAUUGAAGCAAGUGAAUUGCCACAGAAAAUGAAAGGCAAAUUGAAAAAUGUACAGUCAGAGACUAAAAGUAGGGCAAAAGCAGGGUCUUCCAAGGUCAAAGAGGACGCAGCGUUUGCAUGCGCACUCACUUCACCGAGCCCUACAACAAAGAAGAAAACGCUGAAAAGAGGAGCAUCUGCGGUGGAGGGUUCAAAGAAAACUGAUGUUGAAGAGAGGCCAAGAACAACACUGAUUAUCUGCCCACUGUCUGUGUUAAGCAACUGGAUUGACCAGUUUGGACAACAUAUAAAAUCAGAAGUGCACUUGAAUUUUUAUGUUUAUUAUGGUCCUGAUCGUAUUAGAGACCCAACCUUGCUUUCAAAACAGGAUAUUGUUUUGACUACAUACAACAUUUUAACCCAUGACUAUGGAACUAAAGGUGAUAGUCCAUUACAUAGCAUAAGGUGGUUAAGAGUGAUCCUGGAUGAAGGCCAUGCCAUACGAAAUCCAAAUGCUCAGCAGACAAAAGCUGUACUUGAUUUAGAAGCAGAAAGGAGAUGGGUAUUGACAGGUACACCUAUCCAGAAUUCUUUAAAGGACUUGUGGUCUCUUCUCUCCUUUUUAAAACUUAAACCAUUUCUUGAUAGAGAAUGGUGGCAUAGGACAAUACAGCGUCCCGUCACAAUGGGAGAUGAAGGAGGACUUAGGCGUUUACAGUCCUUAAUUAAAAAUAUCACACUUAGAAGAACAAAGACAAGCAAAAUUAAAGGAAAGCCUGUUUUGGAGUUACCAGAACGUAAAGUAUUUAUUCAGCACAUUACACUUUCAGAUGAAGAGAGAAAGAUUUAUCAAUCAGUGAAAAAUGAAGGCAAAGCUACUAUUGGAAGGUACUUUAAUGAAGGGACUGUCCUCGCACACUACGCAGACGUCCUGGGUCUUCUGCUUAGACUGCGGCAGAUUUGUUGUCACACUCACCUGCUCACGAAUGCAGUGUCUUCCGGCGGCCCCUCAGCCUUUUCUCUAGGAAAUGAUACACCUGAAGAAUUGAGAAAGAAGUUAAUAGGGAAGAUGAAGUUAAUCCUGAGCUCAGGUUCAGAUGAAGAAUGUGCAAUUUGCUUGGAUUCUUUGACAGUUCCUGUGAUAACACAUUGUGCACAUGUAUUUUGUAAACCUUGCAUUUGCCAGGUCAUUCAGAAUGAGCAGCCACAUGCUAAAUGCCCUUUAUGCAGAAAUGAUAUACAUGGAGACAAUUUAUUAGAAUGUCCUCCAGAAGAACUGGCAUGUGACAGUGAGAAAAAGUCCAAUAUGGAAUGGACAUCCAGCUCAAAGAUUAAUGCUCUAAUGCAUGCUUUGAUUGACUUAAGAAAGAAGAAUCCCAACAUAAAAAGUUUAGUUGUUUCUCAGUUUACAACGUUCCUGUCUUUAAUAGAAACACCACUUAAAGCCUCCGGAUUUGUGUUUACUCGUUUGGAUGGUUCCAUGGCCCAGAAGAAAAGAGUUGAAUCAAUUCAGUGUUUCCAAAACACUGAAGCGGGAUCUCCGACUAUAAUGCUGCUGUCCUUGAAAGCAGGGGGUGUUGGUUUGAAUCUUUGUGCAGCUUCUCGGGUAUUUUUAAUGGAUCCAGCCUGGAACCCUGCUGCUGAGGACCAGUGCUUCGACAGGUGCCACAGACUUGGCCAGAAGCAAGAAGUUAUCAUCACUAAAUUCAUUGUGAAAGAUUCUGUUGAAGAAAAUAUGCUGAAAAUACAAAACACAAAAAGAGAACUUGCAGCUGGAGCUUUUGGAACUAAAAAAUCAAAUGCUAAUGAAAUGAAACAAGCUAAGAUUAAUGAAAUUCGAACUUUAAUUGAUUUAUAAUGUUUGGGAUGUUAGUAAGAAGACUACUGUAUGUGAGAGGCGUGAUAUCUGGAUGGAAGUUGGGCUGGAUGACCUCCAAACUCGUUUCAACUCUUAAAGACAUCUUAAUCCUGAAUGUACAGAUGUCCUUGUUAUGUGUGUUUAGAAUCAGAAUUUGAUUUUGUAACUUAAGUAAUUCAUCUUUACAUUUCUCUUACUUUAUGUUAAUAAGCAAACUCAUAGUAGUUGCCACAGAAUUUUAGAUGACUCAGGUCAUUUAAAAGAAACAAACUAGAAGCUGCGUAGUCAGGUUUAGGUAUUCAGUGGUUUUUAUUUCCUUAAGGGAAUUUAUUUUUAAUCCAAAGAAGAAAUUACUGUAGUAAGAGAGGCAUCAUGCUUGAUGACAGACUUCAGAGCACCUAAGAUUUUACUUGGAGCGUUAGACUAGGUGACUUGACUGACAGAUGAGAGAGGAGGGCAAUGUGGGGCACAGGGGACACACCUGAGGUGUGUGCUAAAUACUUCUCCAGCUAAGUCCUCCUCUCCCUGUGUCCAGAGUAGCAGUGGAUCUGUCAGCAGGAGUCCUCCCAGCCCCUUUUCUCAGAGGUGGGGCAGAGGGCCCGCUCUCAUCACGGCAGACCUUCUGCAGGGACAGUAGUGGAAUGACCUGGGUGGGUCUGCUGGCGUAGGAGCACAGGAAGUUCUUUACCCAGUAGCUCUAGCAUUGCACAAAAUCAGGUGGAUGAGAUUCUGAUUAAAUGUGGCACGAGGGUUCCGUGUACACCAGUACUCCAGCAAGAUCAAGUAUAAAUGAUUCUUGGGGGAAAGAAAUCCCACAGUCUACUCUUAUAGGUGGUAAAGGCAAAGCCUUUCCAACUCGUUGUGAAGGUGUAGACGACUCGCAGCUUUGCCCACACACUGAAAAGCUGGUUUUUUAAACACAGUCAUAAAUGAUGUUUGGCAAGUCAUUAAAAAUGGUUUUGUUUUUGUACAGUUAAGUGGUGUUAAAUUUAAAAAAUUUAAUUCAUCCUAAGAAAAUAUAUAAACCACUGGAAUGAAAACUUCACAUUAUGCUAUGCUGUUGUUUUAUUAUUACAUAGAAUAAUAACUUUAGAAAUAUAUUGUAAACAUUGUAUUUCCAAUCGUGGUUCAAACUGAAUUUGUGGUUCAAACUGGAUUUUGUUUUAAAAUCAAUAAAAAUAUCAAAAAUU
This is a messenger RNA of Sciurus carolinensis (gray squirrel), 4425 nucleotides long. It is a transcript of the gene Hltf, whose product is annotated as helicase like transcription factor. Gene Ontology annotation, molecular function: nucleic acid binding; zinc ion binding; ATP binding. NCBI's taxonomy places the organism in Eukaryota, Metazoa, Chordata, Mammalia, Rodentia, Sciuridae. The record is from RefSeq and is a predicted model, not a curated record. The transcript has 26 exons. The coding region runs from base 185 to 3235 and encodes 1016 amino acids.